GUCGAUGUUUCUGCACGGCCAAGCCAAACGCUGUCAUGGCGUUCCUCGUCGAAUUGUCAUAAUACGCGCGGUAAUCAAUGUGCUCUUGACGAUCCAAAACUCAAAAAAUAUCUGUUUAGUAUAAGGAAAUAGUUAAGUAAUUUGUGUGAGUACAUUUCUGUGUGUUAUAAUAAUUAAGGUAACAGCAUAAGUAGGCGUAAGGAGUGGCUAAAAGCACCGAUAAUCGGCAAACAAAGACGGGACUCUUGAGAAGAUAUAUUGUCCAAAGGGAGUGUUGAUAUUUUGGGUAAGCUGAACGAUGGCAAAUGAGGAUUAUAACGAUGAGCGCGGAAAGUUGUUCGUUGGCGGCCUUUCCUGGGAAACGACGCAGGAGAAUCUACAGAGCUACUUUACCCGUUUCGGCGAAGUGGUGGAUUGUGUAGUGAUGAAGAACAAUGAGACCGGCAGAUCGCGUGGAUUUGGCUUUGUGACCUUCGCUGACCCGGCCAAUGUUGACAUUGCACUGCAGAAUGGACCACAUGAGUUGGAUGGGCGCACAAUAGACCCCAAGCCAUGCAAUCCGCGUUACAUGUCGAAGCCGCAGAAGGGCGGUGGAUAUCCCAAAGUUUUCCUGGGUGGCCUCCCGGCAAAUGCCACGGAAACGGAUCUGCGUACGUUCUUUGGGCGCUAUGGGAAGGUGAUGGAAGUGGUGAUUAUGUAUGAUCAGGAACGCAAAAAAUCCCGCGGUUUUGGCUUUUUGUCAUUUGAAGAUGAGAGUUCAGUGGAACGCGUGACACAGAAGCACUAUGUCAAUCUCAAUGGGAAGCAGGUGGAAGUGAAAAAGGCCGAACCGAGGGAUGGUGGCUUUGGGGGUCGCGGAGAUCGCGGCGGGCCGCGUCAUAUGGGUCCUACCAAUGGGCAAAUGGGUGGAGGUCAUCCAAUGUCCCAUCCUGGUGGCAUGCAGUACCAGCAGCAGGGCUGGGGUGGUCCGCCACAGCAGCAGAAUUAUGGCGGCUACAACUAUGGGGCUCCGUCGGGACCACAGUCGUAUCAGGGCUGGGGUGCUCCGCCACCGCCUCAGGGUCCACCGCAGCAGCAACAAUGGGGUGCUAGCUAUUCGGCCGCUCCGACACCCAAUCAACCCUACGGCGGCGGCUACUCCGGCGGCUAUGACAUGUACGCCCAGACAGGGGCACACAAUGCCAAUUCCGGCAACAGUUGGAACUACAAUUCAUGGCCCCAAGGUGGCUCUGCUCCAACUCCACCAGGUGACCCAACUGGCGGCCCUGCUGUUGACUAUGGCGGCUACGGGACUGGCGGCGGCGGCGGCGGAGGAGGCUACAAUGCCUUUGGGAACUACGGAACAGAUCAGAGUAGCUCGUACGGGCCUAUCCGUACCACGUACGACACGAAGAAGCAGGGCAUCGCGCAAACCCCCUAUCAACCACCCCAUCUCCGUGCCCCCAAAUACAAUGCUUAAGAGAAAAACAAAAAAAAACAAACUCCUGCAUCCCCUAACCUCAAAUUUUGUCCCCCCGGGCCUCUGAUCAUCCCAUCAACAGCCCGCCAAAAUCUUCCUGUAGGUUACUUUUGAUGUCCGAGCCCACAACCCAAAAGCCCCUUCCCCGCCCCCCUUCGCGUUGCAUUGAAUGGCACGAUGAGAAGAAAAAAAAAACAAAGAGAUGUCUAAUGAACUAUCUAAUAAGUAUAAUUUUCAGAGAAAAAAAAAGGUUAAAUAUUGAUUAAAAAAUAUUUGAAAGGGAUAAAAAGAGUAAGAGAAGAGAAUGAGGUAAAAAAAAACAGGAAGGAAAUAUAAGCAUAAAGGUAAUGAAGAAGUAAAAGAGAAAAACGGCAAGAAGAAACUUUCAAAUUUAUAAUUUUAUCAAAAAGGAAAAAUUGUAUUAAAAUUAUAAUAAAUAUAAUCAGUAAGAUGGUC
Messenger RNA from Phlebotomus papatasi, 1915 nucleotides. RefSeq names its product heterogeneous nuclear ribonucleoprotein 27C-like. NCBI's taxonomy places the organism in Eukaryota, Metazoa, Arthropoda, Insecta, Diptera, Psychodidae. The transcript is spliced from 2 exons. Bases 299 to 1459 code for a protein of 386 amino acids. Gene Ontology annotation, molecular function: RNA binding. The record is from RefSeq and is a predicted model, not a curated record.